AUGUCGGGAAGGAUGCAACUGGACAUCAUUCUGACUUCGCUCCAGGACCACACCCACGUAGCAUCCCUCCUGGGGUUCAGCUGUCCCCCCGAGGCCCCCGAGGCCCUGGCCUCCUCCUGCGGCCUGGACCCCUCCUACGGAGCCCCCGGCACCAACCCUGACACACACCUGGCUGAGAUCCUAAUGAAGACCCUGCUCAGGAACCUGGGCUUCUACACGAACUCCAGUCAGUGUGGCUCUGCUCCUAAGCACCUCCAGCUGCUGCUCCCCCCUCUCGCUACAGACAUCUUCUCCCGCUCCACCACCCUGCUGCAGGAGAGCUCCUGGAACGGCAGCAUCAGAGAGAAACUACGAGUUGUGAUCUACGUGUCUGCAGCAGGCAGUAUGCUGUGUCAGAUCGUCAACAGUCUACUACUACUACCAGUGUCUGUAGCCAGACCUCUGCUGAGCUACCUGCUAGACCUGCUGCCUCCUCUAGACUGUCUCAACAGACUGCUGCCUGCUGCCACACCGUUGGAAGACCAGGAGCUGCAGUGGCCUCUACAUGGAACCCCAGACUUUGUGGACCCUGCAGGGCAGCCCCUGUCCCAGCCGGCCCAGUCCUGGGUGUGGCUGGUGGAUCUGGAGCGUACUGCAGGCCUGCUGGUGGGCCGCUGCCUGGGGGGCAUGCUGCAGGGAGCACCCCCCUCUCUAGAGGAACAGGAUACAGGCUACUGGCUGAAAACCCCCCUGUUCAGCAACGGGCUGGAGAUGGACAUCCCUCAACUAGAUAACUGCAUCAGCUGGCUGUUAGAGGAGGCCCUCUCAGGUAACGAGGAGCAGAAACCAGUUGACUGUCCUCUGAGAGCAGACAUGAGCGUCCUGGUGGAGCUGGCCCUGGGCUCCACGAAGGAACCCACCAACAGUCUCUGGAGCAACAUGCAGGACUACGCCACCAGCAAAGACUGGGACAACGCCUCUCUCUGUAAUGAGAUCUUAUUGGACACCGUGUCCAGGUUUGUCCUGGCUGCUCUGCUGAAGCACACCGGCCUGCUGGACCAAGCCUGUGGAGAGGGCAGGUACCAGCCUUGUAAGAUGCUGGCUCUUGCCACUCUUCCUGAUUUGUGCAAUCUACCGUUGUGUCUACAAGACAAUCAGGACUCGCUGGAGAUGGACCCCCAGGAGCACUCGUUCACGAGGACCAUCGACGAGGAGGCGGAGCUAGAAAAGAGAGGACGGACCGAGAAAGGGGAGGAUGUGAAUCAGGAGCAGGAUGAGGAAGAGGAGGAGAGAGAGCACGAAGUCAUGACCGCUGGGAGGGAGGCGGAGGCCUCGACAUCCCAGGAGGAGAAUCACGGGAGAGACGGCUGUACGGGGCUGCCUGAGGGACAGGACCUGUACACAGCCGCCUGUAACUCUGUGGUCCACCGCUGUGCUCUGCUGGUGCUGGGGGUCAGCCCUGUACUGGGGGAACUGGGGAAGGAGCACCAGGACGAGGGACACGGCAGCUUCCAGUCAGUCGGACUGGGACAGCAGGACGGGACGGGCUUCAUGACCAGGUCUGAAGGAGUGAGAGUCUGA
Molecule: messenger RNA, 1560 nt
Organism: Oncorhynchus keta (chum salmon)
Lineage: Eukaryota; Metazoa; Chordata; Actinopteri; Salmoniformes; Salmonidae
Product: probable E3 ubiquitin-protein ligase HERC1
Exons: 11
Coding region: 1-1560 (519 amino acids)
Source: RefSeq, a predicted model, not a curated record